AUGGCGCGGAAAGAUCCGUUGCCGACAUUACAGCGACCCUACUUAGCUUUAGGUCUAGAGGGAAGUGCCAACAAACUUGGGGCAGGUAUCAUUCGGCAUAGCCCGCCUGCAGGUGAAGGCCCAGGCUCCGAGCUGAACCAAGCGCGUGUUGACAUUUUAUCGAAUGUGCGCCAUACCUAUGUGACACCGCCAGGGCAAGGAUUCUUACCUAGUGAUACGGCCAAGCAUCACAAGCAUUGGAUUUUACGUGUUGUGCUGGAAGCUGUACGAACUAGCGGCCUGCAAAGCCUGAGUGAGAUCGACUGUAUAUGCUUUACCAAAGGCCCUGGUAUGGGCGCGCCAUUGCAAGCUGUCUCUCUGGUUGCUAGGACGUUGUCAAUCAUGUACAAUAAACCGUUGGUCGGCGUCAACCAUUGUGUGGGGCAUAUUGAGAUGGGACGUACCAUCACAGGGGCGCAGAACCCUGUGGUACUGUACGUGUCUGGUGGAAAUACGCAAGUGAUUGCCUAUUCGGCUCAGCGGUAUCGUAUUUUUGGCGAAACGCUGGAUAUUGCUGUGGGCAACUGCUUGGAUCGGUUUGCACGUGUGAUCGGGCUUUCUAACGACCCCUCCCCAGGUUACAAUAUUGAGCAAGAGGCGAAGAAAGGACGACGUCUGUUCUCGCUACCGUAUGGAACCAAAGGGAUGGAUGUGUCACUGGCAGGCAUGCUUAGCGCCACGGAAGCAUAUACCAAAGACCCACGCUUUCAGCCUAAUGAACCAUCUGUGCCGACAAAUAUUCCUGUUGGUGCUUUAGCCAAUGGCAUGACAUGGACCGGCAACACAAGCCACUCUGUCGAAAAGGCGCCUGAGCCUGCCACCGUCUUGGAUGGCGAGGAGGCGGAUGUGAUUACACCAGCCGAUUUGUGUUUCAGUUUACAGGAGCAUAUGUUCGCCAUGCUUGUCGAAAUUACGGAACGUGCCAUGGCCCAUAUCGGCAGCAAAGACGUGCUCAUUGUGGGCGGUGUUGGCAGCAAUGCUCGCCUACAGCGGAUGAUGGGUAUUAUGGCGGAAGAGCGUGGAGGCAGUGUGUUUGCUACGGACGAACGAUUCUGCAUCGACAAUGGUAUUAUGAUCGCCCACGCCGGCCUCCUUGCGUUCCUCAACAACGACACAGCGCUAUCGUACAGAUACGCCUUUGAUUAG
This is a messenger RNA of Malassezia pachydermatis, 1185 nucleotides long. RefSeq names its product o-sialoglycoprotein endopeptidase. The record is from RefSeq and is a predicted model, not a curated record. The transcript is spliced from 2 exons. Gene Ontology annotation, cellular component: cytoplasm; EKC/KEOPS complex. NCBI's taxonomy places the organism in Eukaryota, Fungi, Basidiomycota, Malasseziomycetes, Malasseziales, Malasseziaceae. Gene Ontology annotation, biological process: tRNA threonylcarbamoyladenosine modification. Bases 1 to 1185 code for a protein of 394 amino acids.